Messenger RNA from Oncorhynchus mykiss (rainbow trout), 9796 nucleotides. The record is from RefSeq and is a predicted model, not a curated record. NCBI's taxonomy places the organism in Eukaryota, Metazoa, Chordata, Actinopteri, Salmoniformes, Salmonidae.
CCGUCAUUCCAGCCUGCGGUGUCACUCAACAAAAUUUGUGGACUAAGCAGUUACUCCAAACAUGUCAUUCACAACCGUGUAGGGUAGGUGUAAACACCCUGGCUUUGCACGUUCGAAGUAUACAAUAACGUACGCCUGGAUAAUGAUAACUUUUAAACUGACAACAUAUGAAUGUCACAUACACAUAACGAGCGUGCAAGUAAAGUUAUAUUUAGACUCAAGCUAAUGCUAGCAGUAGCAGGCUAGCAUCUAGCAGACUAUUAUCCAUAACAAUGCAGGUACUGGUAGCUAGCUAAGAAUAUUCCAUAACUUGCACGUUUUCUUUGCAAUAAGGUAGGUAACGAAAGCUUAUUUACAAUGGUUUAUUUAGCUAGCUCUUUUAGCGAGCAUACAUUUACAGUGCAACACCAAAGUCGCUCAAUGGUUUUGUUGUUGAGGAAACAGAAGGCAGUGAAGCAGCAGCAGUUGUUAGCUACCUAGCUACUUAAUUACUCGUUAAGCUUAACAGCUACCACUAGCUAGGUAGCUAACAUAUCUACGAAGAAGACAACUUGAUAUAAAUGUCUUUCAUUUGUCCGUCUGGAUUGUACUUGUAAUUUAUGCCUGGGAAACUAUGUAGUCAUAGUUAUCUACAGUAGGUAACGUUAGCUAACGGCAAAUGUUCAAGUCUGCAAACGUUAACUAGCUAACGUAGCUAACUCACGUCUCACAAUGGCUAACUAGCUGUCCACUUGUGACAUGUUAUAAUUGACUUACAAAGCUCCCUCACAUACCGCUAUCUCAUGCAGUAGCUAAAUCCGUAUUAACAGUGUGAACAUGCGUUCUUGUUGCAUGUGUCAAUACUGACUACACAGGAAAUCGUUGUUGUGCAUGGACCAGGUGAAUAGUUGUGGCACUAAUUUGAAUUUAAUGUGUUUUCCAGCUACUGAAAAGUCAUAUGUCUCAUUUGAAGCAUAGCCUUUGAUAUUUAGCUAGAUAUUGGUGCAGGAAGCUUUCUGAUGUUCAGCCAUGGAUGAAGAAGACAACCAGGAUGAGCUGAUCAACCGGAAUGCCUCACACAGAAAAGAAAAAAGGCCUACAGUAUGGGCAAUCUCAGAUGAAGACAGCGAUGAAGGUGGGGAGGAAUCUGAGGGAGCUUCUGACAGUGGUGAGGAGGAGGAAGACCUCCUCGAUGGAGAGGAGGAGGAGGAAGACGAGGAGGAUGACAGUGAUGAUGGAGAAGAGGACGAUGUGGUAGAGGGUGCGGUGGGGGGAGCGUCUACUGACUUGGCAGGUCUGAGCUCAGACGAGGACAAUGAGAAAUGCCCCAUCUGCCUAAACUCCUUCCACAGCCAGCCCGUGGCCACGCCAGAGAGCUGCGAACACUACUUCUGCCUCGACUGCAUCUUGGAGUGGUCCAAGAAUGCAAACUCCUGUCCUGUGGACAGAAUAGUCUUCAAUAACAUCUACCUGAGAAAAUGUUAUGGUGGGAAAGUGCAGAAAAUGAUCACAGUGCAGAAACCAGUGAAGGAGGGCCAGGAGGAGGUGAUCGACUUGGAGCUGGAACAGACCAGCUGCGAGGUGUGUGGAGGGAGUGACCGUGAAGACCGCCUGCUGCUCUGUGACGGCUGUGAUGCUGGGUACCACAUGGAGUGCCUGACCCCCCCGCUGGAUGCUGUCCCUGUGGAGGAAUGGUUCUGCCCAGAGUGUCAAGCCAACAACCGCCAUUCAAGGGGUUCAGUGGAAGAGCAGAGCAACACGGAGAGUCUGAGCAGCGCCCGUCCCACAACCAGCCGCUCCCGCCUCCCUGCGGCAGGCCCCACCCGGGCCAUUGCCCGCACCCAGCAGAGUGAGAGGGUCCGCGCCAGUGUCAACCACCACCGCAUCACCCAGGCACGCAUUGCACAGAUCUCCCCCAGCUUUCUGAUGCCACAGACCACCUGGCUGGAUGAGACUAUCAAUGCAGUGGUGGCUGGACUCAACACAGCUGUGUACAUACGGAACCUCACACCCCGCGUUCCAUCCAGUCGACGACGCAGGACAGUAAAGCGCAGGAAAGGCCAGAGUAAGAGGUCAUCGUCUGCCACGGGUGGUAAGGGCAAAGCUGCAGGCACUGGGGUGAGGAGGAGGAAACGGCGAGUGAGGAGGACCAAGUCCAGAAGGAAACUGGUGGUGAAAAAGGAAGCUACGUCACGUGGUCGUAUAGCCCGUAACCUAGGGAUAGGGAAGCCCAAACGGGGCUCGUCCCUUCCCUCUGUGUACCAACCUUCAGAAACCACUCUGGGCAGUAUGAGGGCUGACAUAGGAGCUGCUUCGCUCUCUGUCUAUGGAGACCCCUACGAUCUGGACCCCUUCACUAGCAGGGAUGAUGAUGAGGAGGAGCAAGCCUCGGUCACGUCAUCACUGCUGGAGGCCAAGAGGCGUGGCUUAUCUCGCUCCGCACUCCUCUCACACCAGCCUGUGGCUCGACCAAUCACUGCUGGCCUCUCUAGGUGGGGCUCGAGCCUUCCCCAGUUGGAGGAGGUCGCAGAGGUGGCCCCAGUGCCUGACCUGCUGGGCAGCAUCCUAUCAGGGCAGAGCAUGCUUCUGAUGGACAGCUCAGACGUAGUCAUUAACAGAGAUGGAUCCCUCAAGGCUAUCAAACCAGUGGGUUUGUCGUUAUCCAUGCCCAGCAGCAGUAGGAGCAGCAGCUCUGGUGAAUCAGUAGCCCAGCUCCACUCAGAGAUGUCCCCUACCACAGCAGCCAGCUCCCUUUGUCUCCCCAUUAAUGGAGACCUGGUAGCAGGACCCUGCCUGUCCCCUCUCACCCCUUCAUCCCCCCACUCCGCCACUUAUCCAACUCCCAUCCUGAGUCACCCACACGUCCCUGCCCCCUGUAGACCCAGUCCUGGACACAGCCACUGGGAGGACACCGGUGUACUACCCCCCCAUGGGACCCAGAGGGCUGCCACCUCCACUCCUACUCCAGACUCUCACUCCAGAGGUAGGGAGAUGGUGCCACCACAGCCCCAGGCUAAGAAGGCCGCUGCUAAACCAGUAUGGGAAGCACCAGUAUUGGUGCUUCCCAGGAUACCAAGGAUAAAACGGGAGAGCGGUGGCCUGACGAAUGGCAAUGCCAGCAGAGGGGGUAGUAGUGGUAGUAGUAGCAGUGCUAAUGGUAGUGGUAGUAAUAGCUUCCCUGAUGCCUGUGUGAACAGCCUGGGUGGGAACAGGGGCAGGCAGCAAAGUGUGGACCAGCAGCAGGGCAGGACAGAGGGACAGAGACCAGACAGAGCAGGCCCUUCCUCAGCCUUCUCCAGCUCCUUCUCCUCUUCGUUCUCCUCUUCUGAUUCUGCAUCUAACCCUGCCCGCACCUCUUCAUCAGCAUCAUCCACGGUGUGCUUCCGGAUCAACGCCAGCUCUGUCUGGCACGCCAGAAAGCUUAGCAACGCUUCUGCAAUUGUUGCAGCUGGAAACUGUCUAGAACCAGCGUCUCCAGAGGAAGAGAAGGCGAAGAGGAAAAGCGAGGAGCGCAAGAAGAAACAGAAUCUACUGACGUCCUCACACACACCGGUCAAAGAGGAGAAGGAAGAGGGGGAUAUAUACGAUCCCUUCCAUCCAACCGGCUCAGACAGCGAAGCAGAGAGCCAUGCUGGGGGGAAAUCAACCAUGGUGCACAAGGAAGGUCCCAGCCAGCAGGUGAAGGAAGGUCCCAGCCAGCAGGUGAAGGAAGAUCCCAGCCAGCAGGUGAAGGAAGGUCCCAGCCAGCAGGUGAAGGAAGGUCCCAGCCAGCAGGUGAAGGAAGGUGCCAGCCAGCAGGUGAAGGAAGGUGCCAGCCAGCAGGUGAAGGAAGGUGCCAGCCAGCAGGUGAAGGAAGGUGCCAGCCAGCAGGUGAAGGAAGGUGCCAGCCAGCAGGUGAAGGAAGGUGCCAGCCAGCAGGUGAAGGAAGGUGCCAGCCAGCAGGUGAAAGCCCUGUCACUGGAGAGGGAUGAGGGCUCAGGAGAAGGUCUGGAGGUGAAGAGGGAGCCAGAGAACUCUGACACUGCAAAGCCUGGUCACAGCCCUCACAAUGCACCCAGGUCUGUGAUGACUGGCACCAGCACACCUCUGUCCCAGAGCCAGGUCCAUCUGAAGAGGGAGAGGAAUGAGCCAGGGGGUGAGAAAGGGCAGCACAGCCAGACUGGCAACAGUAGAGAGCCCCAGAACCAGCAGACUACUCCUUCCUUAUCCAGCUUAGCCUCCAGCCACCACAGAAACAGGAUGGUGAAGACUGAGAUAAAGUCAGAGCCCCAGGACAGCCCCCCCAGGUCCCCAUCCAGGUCUAAAUCACACUCCAGGCCCCCAGGCCAGGGGAGGAAGACAUCCAAAGGCAGGGGGUCUUCCAUGGAGCGGCGGUCUGCCUCAAACAGCCCAGAGGCAGGCAGGAGGAGGGGAGACAAGGCCCCGGACCAGGCAGGGAGGAAGAGACGUUAUGAAGGGGGUAGGAGAGGAGACAAGGGGCGAGAGAGUUCUAGGCGUUCGGGAUCGAGGGAGAGGAGAAGGACUCGGUCCCCGUCAGACAGCUCUAUCUCUGAUAUCUCUGAGAGGUCUCGCAGGAAGAAGAGACGGUCACGUUCUCCCUCCAAAGACAGGAGGCGCUCCAGGUCAUGGUCAGGCUCCAGCAGUAGAGAGCGGUCCAAGAGGAAAAAGCAGAGGAGAGGGAGCAGGGAGAGGAACGAGGGCAGAGGGAGUGAAAGAGAGAAGGGUCGCCCGUCAAAGGACAAGAAGCGUGAUUGCUCGCAGUCUCGCUCGCGUUCCCGUUCCAGGUCCAGGGAAAGGAGGAAAGACCACUUACGAUCACAACCAUCAUCCUCCAGAUCAAAGGACAGGGUUGAGGUGCGGUCGAAAGACCGGAAGAGGCCGAAGUCCAGGUCGCGAUCCAGAGAGAGGAGGACAGAAGAGGGGUCACAGAGACCACUAGGGUCUUCCUCAACCACCACCUUCAAUAAGCUAGAGGAACAGAAAGAGAAGAAAAAGGUAAAAGUUCUCCCCCGCGUCCCUCUGAAAGAGGAGAGCGAGACUAAAGAAGAGAGGAAAGAGCGAGAGAUCAAACAGCAGAUGCUUUCCUCAGGACUCAAAUCUCUCUCUGUCCUCUCUGCCUCAGAGGUGAAAAAGGAGAGUGACAGCAAUGACAUUAGAACAGAGAGACUUGCCUCUCUCUCAACAAAACUACUCAAUGAGUCUAUGUUGCUAAAAGAGAUUAAAAAAGAGAAACCUGCCUUUGAUAUGUUGGAAGAAUCACUGGAUAGUAAACCAAUCAAAAAAGAAAAACCUCUGUCAACAUUCAGCACAGUCAAGGACUUGCAACAGCACAAGGAGAUCGAAAAAGAACACCCUUCCGCCCUCAUAAAGGAGGCGUGCGCAGUCUCCACAUCAGACAUAGCAGAUCAAAAAGAUCAGGCGUUAAAGGAAACCAUCAAGACUGAGCCCAUCUGGCCUGAGCUGCCUCAACACCUAACCUCCAACAUCCCUGUUCCCCCCACCCAAACUGGCCAAUCCAGCCCAAGCUUCUCAACACUCAGCACACACCUUGUCCUUGCUCCUCCUCAGGCUGCUGAGAGUAUAGCCAGCCAGCAGGGGACCCCAUCCCUGAUUCCUCCAGUACCAGAGGCCCUCACAGAGACUCCUCCACUAGUCCAACCCAUCUCAGUGAACCCAGAGAAGCACGAGGUAGAGGAGCCUUCAGACGAUGACAUGGACGUGGACAUGAUGCUGGACAGCCUGGACUAUGUGAAGACGGAGCCAGGAGGAGAGAGUGGGGAGGCUGGGGUCAAACAGGAGAAGGAAGGAGAGGGAGAGAAGGGGAAGACUGGGGGAGAACUGGUGCCAGUCACGGCAGGUGCCAAGGCCAAACCCUCGGUGAAGAGGGUCACCUGGAACCUGCAGGAGCCAGAGGGGCCACAGCCAGAGAAGACUGGCACUAAGCUGUCCCUCUACAAACUGAAGCUAAAACAGGAGGGAGCUCGCAGACCUGCCUCUUCCACCCAGGCAUCCAGUCAGGAGGCUCCCUUGGGGGCUACGUCACUCACUGACCCCAAGGUCCAGAGCACCAAGAGGGGCAGUGUGUCCAUAAUGCUCCCUAGUGCCAUUUCCAGCUCCAGCAGCCUAACCAACGUAGUGCUGUCUAAACCUGGGCAGGAGGAACCCAACGAAGACCUGGGAGAGGAUGAUGUUUCUAGGAACGAUAAGUACAUAAAGAAGCUCCACAUGCAGGAGAGAGCCAUAGAGGAGGUGAAGCUGGCUAUCAAGCCAUUCUACCAGAAGAGAGACAUCACUAAGGACGAAUACAAGGAUAUCGUACGCAAGGCUGUCCAGAAGGUCUGCCAUAGUAAGAGUGGGGCGAUCAACCCAGUAAAAGUGGCCAACCUGGUCAAAGCCUACGUGGACAAAUACAAACACUCCAGGAAACACAGGAAAGUAGAGGAUGGAGGGAAGACACAGGAGGCAGAAACGGAUAGAACAAAUGACCCAGAGACCCCAUGAGGACCCCACAUUCAUCCACACGCCCUGGAGACUCAGCUAUUUUCACACUAAUUUGAUUAUUUCUGUUAUCAAAUUGUCAUAGGUUGUUAGGGGACUCAAGGACUUUGAGAAAUACUGCCUCCAGAUUGGCUAUUUUAUUCAUUGUUUUUGGGGAUUAUAAAGUUGUUACAUUAUGUUCAUAGUAAUUCACCAUCUCACAAAAUAAUGGAAGAGCCUUUUCAUUGAAAGAUGUGGAAAUAACUUAGUGGACCCAAUGUGGUCUUGCACUUUGAUUACCACCGACUGACAAGCAUUUGUUUUUGAAUUGGAUUUGUUUCAACAUUCACACAAGGCCAGACCAUCUCCAUGCACUUUGUUUUCAUGGUCUAGCAUGGUCUACUCUUGGAGAGGUUCCCACAGAGAUUCUGUCUUAAACAGACAGCUCUGUCAAAUAGCCUUUCCAUCAAGAGAGAUUGAGGAAUAAUGUGAAUGAGCUUUUUUUUUACAGGCAAAAUGUCUGACAAGAAGCAGUGCUGACUUUUUUUAAAAAUGGUGUAUUUUGUAUGGGAGAGGGGUGUUUAUCUGUGGCAUGAGUCCUAAUUCUGUGGUGUCAAAGUUCAAUGCUGUCAUUGACAUAUUAGAAGAAGAAAAUAAUGCCACAGUGCAGAAAAAUACAUGUAUGCAAUUUUGUAGAGUAGGAAAGUUAUUUCUGAUUUUAGAUUUGGUGUAAAUCUAGAUUUUGGAUUCACCAUGUACGCCCUUCCAGUUGCGUUAGCUUCCUACUGGGUAUUCACAAAUGUAUACUGUGGAUGGUUCUGGAGGAAGUUUGUUGUUUUUGUGAAUGUCUCUGUGCUAUGGGAUGUGGGUCCGAUGGAGUGCUGGUUGGCAAACGGUACAGUUAGGCUCUUAAGUUGACCAGUUUCUCACAGCAGGAAAAUAGUCUUGUAGCAACAGGAAAUUUGAAUUAUAACUAAAUACCAUUUUUGUAGGGGUUGAUACGUUUUUAGUUUAGGCAAAUCAAGCCUGAAAUUUUAAAGUGGAAAUAUCAAACUUUAGAAGCCUUUUUAAACCACGAAUACUCUGCAUGUUUGCAUUUCCUGCUGUGCCUUGAAAUGUCCUGCAACAACAGGGUGAUCAAGUUAAGAUCCUACAUCUGUAUGUGGCUACACAUAGUGGCUGUCUUGAGUGGUGUUCAGAUUGAGUCAACGCUCCUCUGGUGUCUCUUGGCAGAAUACCCGAGAUAACACAACUCAGACUUCCCAUAAAACAUGGUUGUUGAUAAAGUUUCUGUUAUGUGUGCAUUUUCUCAAAUUCAGACUAGGCCCAAAGUGUCUACUGGUUUUAAUUCUAAUUUUACUUCAGCUAUUGACUAAGACAUAGGAAACUAGGUGAGACUUUAAUUAAUCAAUUGACAAGUAAUUUGCCAAGGAGGAAUGAAAACCUGCAGCCCUAGGGGACAGGAGUUUAAUAAGUUUUGAAGCUGAGUGAAUUCUGCACCUUCACCAUUCUUUUCUGUUAUUUUACAGUUAUUUCAGAGUCAAGUGGCUAGUCCUGUUGUGUAUUGGUAUGAUAAGCUAUAGCAUAAGACAAAGCAGACAAUGCCCGUCUUGCAGCUUAAUGUUUGCAGUUAUUCACACUUGAUUAUGAACUCAACUAGUUGCUCACAUUUCCUUUGAAAGAUUGUCUGAUUCAAAAAGAAAAGGUUCCAAUUUGAAUAACAUUUGCAAAAACAAACUGAUUUUGUUUCGUUACUUACAAAUAUCACUAUACUAGUCGUGGGGAGUGUGUGCAUGGUUAAAUAGCUAACAGUCCGUAGUCAGGGCCAGGAUGUUUUUGAUGACUACAUGACCUGAUUAUAAAAAAACAAAAACAAAGGCCCAACGUUUUUCCUAGUCAGGUGGCGUGGGUGGGAGAAACUGGCCCUAGUCAUACUGUAUGCAAUUCAUGUCAUCCUUAACACUGUUUCUCAUUGGAGGAGGUGUUUGGCUUCCUUCCUGCUAAUGAAUACUGCUGUCCACUGUGCCUCAAAACAGUUGGCCUUCUCAAUUUAUUUUCAGAUUCCUCUUAAUCUCUUCUAAAAUGUUCUAUGUAGAAAAAUGCUUGACACUGUCACCCUAUCUUUUCCUUUUUUGUAAUUGACGUGUCCAUACUGUGUGUGUUCAGUAGACCGGGUGUGUGUGGACCUGCCUUUGGCUAAGCUUGUCUUGUCCUGCACCUUGGACUUUACGAUAAAAAUGUCAAAUCAAUCCUGGAAUAUUAUCCUCUUGGCACUUAGGAUUGGAUAGGUAUAUCAGAGGGCAACAUGGAGCUAUUAUUGAAUUGUGUAUGCUGUACCUAUCUGAUCCUUUCAGAUGUACUUGAAGUGUUCAGGGGUUGAUUGGAUUUGAGCAUGUACUGUACCUUUUUUCUUCCCUCAUUUACUUGACACUUAGGACAAGUGCUUCAAAAGGGGAACACAAAAUUACAACUAAGUGAAAUAAAAGUAAGAUUUGUCACAAUUUACAUUUUGCUCUGAUCAUGUUUUACUAACAUGCUAAAUUUAAGGGAUAACUUUUGUGACCGUAUGGGCAACAUUUUGGAAAGGAACCCACAGUUAUAAUACCAUAAUAUUUUACGUGAGGGUAUUACACAUUUUUACAAUUUCCUCUCAAACUGUGAUGAAAUGAUGAGAGAGGGGUAUUUCACCAGGAUUGGGGUUAUAUUCAUUCCAGUUCAAUUCCUGUCAACUUUUAAAGCAGCCAUGACAUUUCUCCAUAGGAAUGCAUUUCAAUGCCUGAAUUGGCUGGAAUGGUGGAAACCCCAAUCCUGCCUGAUUUCCACUAUUCUGCUGUAGGUUUCUCUGAGCAAUGGUUUGUUGCUCUAUACUGAGCCAGUGGAGAGGUUUUUUCUUUCCGGCCCUGGCAGGUCUGUAUUAUCCUUACUGCUGCCUUGACUAUAGCUCACUGGGCCUGGGCCAGACUACUCGAGGUCUCACUGGGCCUGGGCCAGACUACUCGAGGUCUCACUGGGCCUGGGCCAGACUACUCGAGGUCUCACUGGGCCUGGGCCAGACUACUCGAGGUCUCACUGGGCCUGGGCCAGACUACUCAAGGUCUCACUGGGCCUGGGACAGACUACUCACGGUCUCACUGGGCCUGGGCCAGACUACUGGAUGUGUCACUGGGCCUGGGCCAGACUACUGGACCUCUCACUGGGCCUGGGCCAGACUACUGGACGUCUCACUGGGCCAGACGACUGGAGGUCCCAUUGGGCCUGGGCCAGACUACUGGAGGCCCACUCAAAUGUUUGUACAUAUUUUUCUGGGACAUUGUAAUUAAUAAUAAAAAAUACAAUUAUC